AGAGGCUUCAUUCCCAGCCCCAAAGAUCCAGCCUAACGCAUCCAGCGCGAGAAAGAGAGAGAGAGUGAGAGAGAGUGAGAGAGACACCCCCGAUGUGUGUGCUCGUGUGUGCAGGUUUUUCUGCGCCGUUUUGACGCGUGAAUCCAGGCCACCAGGACUGAGGAGAUACCGGGCCCUGCACGCUUGGACAUCGCUUGUGAGAUUUUACCCCCUAUACCUAUUCUCCCAUUCUCCUGAAAAAGAACACCGACAAACUCAACAACCCGGGGUCGCGGUUUUCUCCAACAAUCCUCCGGUCAUGCUGCGCACCUGCCAGAGCUCCUCGCGCGGACCGGACUGUUGAAGAGAAACAGAAAAGGACAACUUUUAAAGGAAGAAGUUGCCAUUUGAAGCGGAGGUUGGAGGGGGCAAAAACCCUUUACAAGUCCCUCCAUCGAGUAGAAUCACCGGUUUUUUUCUUCACUAAUUUCAUCCUUGAUAGGAAGGCGAAACGGCGACUUCAGUUGAUUAUCUGUCUUUCCUUUGCUAUCCAAUGGAUAUUCACUGCAAAGCAGACCCCUUCACAGCGAUGCACCGUAAGUAGCACAACGCGAGUUCCUCUGCCACUGCAGCCUGUGCAUGCAUGCAGGAGAGAUAAUGCAGAAAUGCUUUAUAUAAAAAAAUAUAUAUAUAAGCAUAAUAAAAAGGCCUGAAGCAAGGAGGAGGAAUAGCGAUGUUUAUGCGCCAAGACGCAUCACCAGGCUAAUGGAGGUAAACAUGGAAACGUGAGGAUGAUAGUGGAAUAAAAAUCUCACAUUUUCACAUUUUCUUCUCUUCAAAUACGGUUAGAAAAAUUCAUAAAAACUAAAAAUGAAGUGUAGCAGUGAUUGUGUAAACACAGCAGUGAGAUUCAUGAAUUAAAACUUGGAGUAAACAAAGAACAUGCGCGUGCAGGUGCUCUCUAAUUUACACGUGUAUCAGCCUCUUAUUUCCCGCGCGCUCUCCGUGUGUGUGUAAAGGCCCUAAUAAGUCACAACACAUGAGUUACACAUGUAUUAUUUAAAUUAAUCAAAUAACACUAAAGUCUCUAAGUCCACUUUAAAUCCACACACGACGUGGUCUGCUUGUAAUUUGUGCGUAAAUUAUUAACGACCCCUUCAUUGAGUAAAUAAUUUGUAAUAUGAGUGAUCAAAGCUGCUUCAAUUAUUUAAAAUACACCGAGCAGAGCUGAAACUUGAUAGACAACACGAGCCGUGGAGGGGCCACGAGAGAAAAAUGAAGUGUUGGAGAAACUUUCAGGUCAAGAAAAGUCAAAUAAGUUCAUUUUUUUUAGUGGAUCCAAAUAACAGCUGAGAGAGUGGGUAAUUCAGGAUGGAUUAAUGUAGGUGUCACAUCAGCUCCAAAUUAACUAAAAGGCUUGAAAAUUAUAAAUGUGUAUUUUUAAAAAUGGUUAAAUGUAGCAUUAUUGUUUAAAUAAUAGUAGCCUUGUAAUCACUAAUGUAAAAUGCCUUUUUUAGGAGAGAGGCACGUGCACAAAUAAGACACAUUUUGAGCUGCAGUGUGCACAAAUAAAAUUUAAUAUUUUGGGUGUUUUCUUUCCAGGUGAACCGUGAAAAAACAUUAUUUACAUGGCAUAGUUUUGCUCAAAACGGUGCGUAAAUAUGAAAAAAACCACAAAUUACCGUUUUCCUGAAAUACAGCAAAGGCAUAAAAGAGAGAGGUUAUUUAUUUAUUCAGAAAACUAUAAUUGUUAUUUAUUUAUUUUUUAUUUUAGCAUCUUUAGAUAAAUAAUUAAAGAAAAAUUCUCAUGAUAAUUUCGGUGUAUCCAAUAUUAACGUGGAAAAAUCCCCUUUCUCCAUCUGCGUCUUCCUCUCCUUAUAACGACUUUAUGUAAUGUUACGGUUGUGUGUGUGCUGCUGUUGUAUCCCACGUAGGGCACGGAGGUGUGAACCAGCUUGGCGGGGUGUUUGUGAACGGCAGACCCCUUCCGGACGUGGUCAGGCAGCGGAUCGUGGAGCUGGCCCACCAAGGCGUCCGGCCCUGCGACAUCUCCAGGCAACUGCGCGUGAGCCACGGCUGUGUCAGCAAGAUCCUGGGCAGGUGGGUGAAGGGUCUGCGGCCACAGCCCUGCAGCUGCAGGCAGGUAGACUGGCAGAGAUGGAGUGGGUGAAGGUGGAGGUGGUGGAGAGGGAUGCAUAUUUAAGAUGUGUUCCAGUUUGUAUUUUAGGGUUGAUUUUGUGAGGAUGCUUGUGUUGAUUUUACAUUUUUGAUUAACUUAAUUUAAUUUGACGACUGUUUUUGCAUGCUCUUGUGCGUUAUUCCAGAACUUUUAGUAUCGUUAUUUACAAGGAGGUACUUACAAACAAACAAGUUUCAUGUUUUACUACAAGAAAGUUGGACUUUUGGAUAUUACGCAUGAGUGCAUCAUGUCUCUAAAACUACAUUAAACGCUACAUCUCAUGUCGUUAAUUUUGCAUUCUAUCGUUAUUUCAGUGGAGAUCGUAUUUUUUUGCAGAUAUAACAAGACUUGACUGUUUUUGCUGUCUGCGCAUUCAUGCAUGCUCUUUUAGUAUCGUUAUUUAUGAGGAGGUACUGUCACACAAACAAGUUUAAAGUUGGACUUUUGGAUAUUACGCAUGAGGUCGUGAAUUUUGCAUUCUAUCGUUAUUUCAGCGGAGAUCGUAUUUUGUUUUUUGCAGGUAUUACGAGACUGGAAGCAUCAAACCAGGUGUUAUCGGUGGCUCUAAACCUAAAGUGGCCACUCCAAAAGUGGUGGAGAAAAUCGCGGACUACAAGAGGCAAAACCCCACCAUGUUUGCGUGGGAGAUCAGGGACAGACUGCUGGCAGAGGGCAUCUGCGACAACGACACGGUUCCAAGCGUCUCAUCCAUUAACAGGUAGGACAGAAACAUCUCCAUAUGAUCUGUUACGCUUGAAAAUGAGGAUUUCUCUAAAUGUUGGAGAAUUUAGGAUGUAAACAGGUUAGUAAAAAAGGGUCAGGAGCGCUAAUGAGCAAUCAGGUCCCUCCAUGAGCUGAAUAUUGUUUGACCAAGUUCCUGCUGCCCCGUGCGCCCAAGCCCGCCCGCCUGCCUUCCUCACGCGGUCUCUGAGGUGCAAUUCAAUCUUUCAGACCAAACUCCCUCAACAAUCAGCAGUACAUCCAGGACUGAGUGAAUCUGUCGAGAUGAAAACCGAUCAAUAUUCGGUGACCAGAUCCCGUGGCGCUAUAAAGCAGGCCAAUUUUCUUUAGCACAUCUAAUGUGCUGCUGCUGCUGGAGCUGGAGCUGCUUCUGCACAGACUGAAGGAGAGAGAGAGGGAGCAACACUGGCUUUCACUUUUACAAAUGCCUUCAAAUAAGAAAUUUUAAUGUCGAAAAUUAAUGCCUCACAAAUAAAAAGAGAGAUAAAAAUAAAAGUGCUCCUUCUGUUUCGCAACAAGACUCUUGAGUUAAAUCCUGGCAUUAAAAUUCAAGUUGAUAUCUCGCUGUAAUUAAUAUUGAUGUUGCAUUAUGAUGAUGCAUAAAAGUGCUCUAUCAAUUUUGCCUUAACAAUAGCAUAAAAGCUCUUAAAAUAAGCCCUCUGACAUAGUCAAGUAGCAAUAAUCGUACAAGAAAUGUGCAGUUUUCUUGAAUAAAACAAAUUUAUAAAAUGUUAAUAUGAGUGUGCUGCAAAAAAAUCUGUAGUAUUGCCAAUUUAGUAUUAUAAAAUAUUAAAAUUUAUGACUAUUUUGGUUCAGAUGUGAACUCCUCUUAUUUUUGAGAAUGUAUUAUAACAAAAUAUCCACAUUUAAUUCAGUUUAGUGAGACUUUUCUCGUAUUUAUUGAUUAAAAUGAAGCUUCAUAAUACACAAAUGUAUUGAUUUUUAACUAUUGGGAGAUCUAUGUCUGCUACGAUGACCCCUUUUCUUCACACAGAUUAAAAUAAUCCACAUUUCACACACUAUUCGUGCUACAGAUCUUCAUUUUCCGUCAAGAAAUUCAAAGACAAAUCACUGUAGUUAUCAAAAAGGCAGCUUCAGGAGGACCCAGGACACACACACACACCCCCCCAGCAGAGAUCCCUGGUGAUGAACUUUGGUUAAGAGGCACUGUUCCAUAGAGCCAGCAUCAGCAUUACAUUUUAAUGAGCUGAUGGGAGAGCAUGGACAGCUCCACACAAGACAUCUUUUAAAUAGAGGAGGAAAAAAAAAAAAAGGGGGCUGAAGAAAAUUCAUUUCAUGCUUCGUGGCUGCUUAAAAAGCCCCAUUUAAGGAGGCUCAGACACAUGUAUGUGAUAAAUUCAAAACGUACAUUAAUAUCAUUAAAAGAGCUCUAUAAAGUUUCUUUUUUUCAAUUCCAAUUAAAGCUUUCUAUUUUAAAGCGAGGGGGAGGGGGCUUUAUGCGUCUUUGUUUAUGUGCGAAAUUAAAUUGUGAAUACAAAGAAGUGUAAUUCUAUCAGUCAAAUACAGUAUGAGAGCUACUUAGAAUUUCUAUUAAGGCUUAAUGCUGAUUUUUUUUCAAGCAGAGGAAGAAGUGUGACUGUGGGGCUGUCUGUGCUGCACAUAUACAAUAGAGCACGCACACACACACACACACACAAAUGAGACAGCAUUUGUUUUGAUCUAGCAGGCGGGGUUAAUAUUUCAAUGCAUGUUUGAAUUUCUAAAGGAGCAGUUUGAGAAAAAAAUCAAUAAAAACACCCAAAGUGUUUCAAUUACACAAUAGAUUUUGAUUUGGAUUAUCUGUUUGUUGCUUCAAGCUGGGUUUAGAGAUCUCUCAAAAAGACUCUUGAAGUUUAACUCCACAAACAUGACUUAACCUGUUAAGACAAUCCGGAGAAAAAGGCGGAAAGACUGGAGCCGGAGUCUUUUCCACUUGGGUGAUCCUGACUGGGGCCAGUGGUGGGUUUCUGUGGCAGACAGUCUGACCUCAGGACUGUUGACAAAGGAGGACGCUCCGUUUAAACACCUUUCCCCCUGCAUGCAUUAUUAAAUGCUACAGAGAUAGUGUUGUACGACGAGCGAGGGCCACCACAGCCAACAAGUAACGCUCCCCUGCUGGGAGACAUAAAACAAACAAAAAAAGAAAAGGCUUCUCAAUGGUGCUGGAUAUUAUUGAUUCAGGGGGAAAGCAAUUUUAAUAUUUCUUCAGGGGGAUUUUCAGCAACAGCCAGGUCAUUAAUUCAUUCUCCCAAAUUGCUUAUUCAAUAUCAAGAACAUGGAUACCAAAUAAAGUCUUUGAAUUUAUGUAGCACGCUCAAGUCAAGGGGUCGAAUAACUGUUAUGAGGCGAAGUGAAAAAAAUUAAAACAUCAAUAUGCGCUCUGUGGAGAGGUUUGUUGUGAGGUGGCUUUGCCUUCAAGGGUUUUUUUUUUUUUUUCAAUUUGUGACAGUGUUGGAUUAACUCCUCUCAAGUCCUCCAGCACCUAAAGCAACAUCAAUAUCAAAAUCAUUUGAUUCCUUUUUUUUCAUAAUGUGAAACAAAAAUAAAGAUCUCUGGCUCCGUGACAAAGCUGUUAUCUCUGUUUUAUCUAUUUUUUUUAAUCGACAGAAAUAGACGAAGGAAUAAAUGAAGGAAUAAAAUCUGCUUUUUUUUCUGUAUGAUGUGUAAAAACAGGAAAUUUCAGAGGGAGUUUUCCAUACAGAGAAAUAAACGUAAAAAAUAGGAUGCAUCGAUACGAUAUUUGGUUCGGAUAUCGGCUCCGAUAUUGACAAAUUGACUGGAUCGGAUAUCGGACGAAUGAUGCCUAUCCAGCGUUCUGAUCCAGUCUUUUUUUUAAUAUAAUUUUUAAUAUAUAAGUAAAUUGAUAUCUGUGUUAAUUUUUUACCUUUUUUAAAACAAGGCUAAUGUCGAGCCUGAUGCCUUCACUCACACGGCAAAGUAUACAAGUUCAAUUAUUUAACAGUAGCAUUGAAUUGGUAUCAGAUAUCGGCUCCGAUAUUGACAUAUUAACUCUAUCGGCUAUCGGAUGAAUGUUGCCGAUCCAGCGCUCUGAUCCAGUUUUUUGUAUUAUUAUAAUUUUUUUAAUACACGGGAGUCGUACUUCUUUUUGCUGUGUGCUAACGUGCUAUUUGUUAUUUCUUAAUAAAUAAUCUUAAGUAAAUUUAUAUGUGUUCAUUUUUUACCUUUUUUGGGAACAAUGCUAAUGUCAAGCCUGAUGCCUUCACUCGCAGGGCAAAGUAUCCAGUUCAAUUAUUUAACAGUAGUAUUGAAUCGGUAUCGGAUAUUGGCCGAUAUGUUCAGCCCAGGUAUCGGUAUUGGUAUCGGGUUAGAUCAGAAAAAAAUGGAUCGGUGCAUCUUUAAAAAAAAUGGUCCAGAUUUAUCCUCAAUGUGGGAAAUGUGGGAACGGUGCUUUUAAAACUUUGCAUCAUGAUCUGAGAAAGUGAUUUUUAAUGAAUCUUUGAAUGAAAACAUGCAAAACAUGCAGCAAUACAAUCUACUGGAUGUAUAAUGUGGAAAAACUAAGACUCUUAAUCUAAAUUUGCAGUUUUUCUAAGCAGAUCCUUUUUUAAUCUACUGCAAGAAAUAGAAUAAAAUCUGAAUUCAUAUGACAGAGAGAAAGAACUUUGGGUUUUAGUCACGUGUUUACUUCUCCAGAAAUAAAACACACAAAGAAUAAAAGGUAGACUGUAUUUUCCUUCGACCCUCAAAUGGUCAGAGACCCUAACUGACCCCCUUAGAAAUAGCUCUCGUGCCACACAUGAUGAAUAGUUUUAAAGUUAACAAAUUAUUGUGACAGCUCCCUUUCUCCCCAAGUGCCAUUCAGAUUAAAGGAAUCUAAUGCUGGCGUAAGCUUGUGCAAGGCAAUAAGGAACUAUUGCUUUCCUGUCACAUAUAAUUUAUAGCUUUCUAUUUGCAUCUGUUUGCCCGUGUGACUAAUCCCCAACUUUUUCUCCCCAAGCCCCGAUCAAUACAACCUCAUCCGCAUUGGCACAUGCAGGGGGGGCUGCUCGGUCCUACAGAGAUGUUUGAUCCAGGAAGCAAAGGGCUACUAUAGGGCUGCUCCCAGUGAAACUCCCCCCCUCCACUGUGAGAGGGAGAGGGGGAGAGAGAGAGAGUGAGAGAGAGAGAGAGCUGAUUAGUGUGGGCCAGGUAGAGUCAGUGAAGCUGAUCAUUGAGGUGAAUUGAUGUGAUUUCAUGCUUUGUUUGCAAGAUCACUCAGACCAAAAGUGCAAUGAAGACUUUUCUCCAUACCUCACCUUUAAGGUAGAGCCACUGACCAGCAUCCCUACUCGUGUAUGAGCUGCAGUUUGAUAUCUUAAUCGCACAAUAUCUCCGUAGCGGCCGCCAUGUAUGGACUACACGCUUGUAUUAGAGGAGGUGUGGAGUCCCAGUCAGAGGGAAGCAGAUCUAACAAAAAGUGUGAUGUUUGUUUUUUUUUUUUUGUUCCUCAGGAUCAUCCGAACUAAAGUCCAGCAGCCUUUCCAUCCAUCUCCUGAUGGGUCAUCACUGUCAACACCAGGCCAUACUAUAGGUAACACAGCUGUCCAUCACUUAAUGGGAUUAAAGCCUGUACUGCAUAUUAUCAAUGGGCGUGUCAAAAUUAUAAUGUUAUUGAUCAACAAAUGAGCUGAAUCAUUAAUAUCCGGAUAAAAUUAAUACAUAUAAAAAAAAUAAUCCAUAUUAUCAUAUUUAACACAGAUAGAGCAAUAUAUUGGUCGACCGAUACAUAAGGCUAUCACUAUAUCCUAAUAGUAUAUCGGUCUAUUGAUAUAUCAACCAAUAAAUAAGUUGACCAAUGUACAGCAAGGAAAAUAUCAAUCAAUGACUAUACCAGUCCACCAAUAUAUAAAUCGACCAAUAUGUUGAUCGAUCGAUAUCAAAUGACCAAUGUAUGACUCAACCAUUAUAUCAAUCAACCACUGUAAGAGUCUGCCUGUUUAUCAGUCUAUAAGUCGACCAAUGCAUCAAUGUACCAGUACGAUUUGACUGAAAUAUCAACCAUGUACAGCUAGAGCAAUAUCAAUCAAUGAAUAUAUCAGUCCACCAAUGUAUAAAUCGACCAAUAUGUUGAUCUAUCGAUAUCAGAUGACCAAUGUAUUAAUCAACCAUUAUAUCAGCCGACCACUGUAAGAGUUCACCUGUUUUUCAGUCUACCAAUGUAUAAGUCGACCGAUGCAUCAAUCUACCAAUACCAUUUGACCGAUAUAUCAACCGAUACAUAAGCCUACCACUAUAUCUGUUAAACAAUAUAUCAAUCUACCAAUAUAUAAGUCGACCAAUGUAUUGAUCUGCUGGUAACACUGACUAAUCAGAAUCAACCAAUAAAUCAGUCUACCAAUAUUUUACUCAACCAAUAUAUCAGUCCGCUUAUGAAUCAAUAGAGGCAUUUGUAAGCACUUUACUUGUAUAUACCUGGGGAUACAACUAUCAGGAACAUUUUUUAAUCAUAUUUCUGUGAUUGUAAAUAAAUGUUGGUAUUUGUCUUUCAUAUGAAUCAUACGCCCCCAAAUCAGGUCAAUAAGAAAACCAGACGCCACAUUGUAUAGUAGCACCAAAUCCAAUAUCGUCACCCAACAAACUGCUAAAGUUGUGUCACUAAUAUUUGUGAAUGAUGUAUCAAGUAUCUACCUGAAAUAAAGGCUGUUUGCUAAUAUCUGUCCAUCUUUAUUCCAGUACCAAGCACAACCUCCCCGCCUGUAACCAGCGCCUCCAAUGACCCGGCAGGAUCCUACUCCAUCAAUGGGAUUCUGGGAAUUCCCCGAUCCAAUGGAGAAAAGAGGAAAAGAGAUGAAGGUAAGAGAGUUUCUCUUUCUUGAUGGGAGUAAAGUAAAAAAAAAAAAAAUAGAAAAAUCACAUAAGCUCAGCUCAGGAUUAGCACAAAGCAAAUGUCGAAAAUCCUCCAAAAGCUAAAAAACUAAAUAGAAUUCUUUGCAGCUUUACGUUAUAAAACCCACUUUGCUGAACUUGCAAUUACAGCAUUAAAAGCCGCCUCAGUUCCAGUAGAUGACCCUUAUAAAACACCUAAGACUGAACUCUGUUACACCGCUGUGUCAAUCUGCCAAGGAGGCUUUUGAUUUGAAGACACGACCUCCGCUGUUGUCUCCUGCAAUUAAUCUUUAUGGAAGUGAUUAAAGGGCUUUAGAUAAUUACAUGUCAAGAUGAUGUAGCCAACCACCCGGGUCAGUCAAGAAAGCCGCUACAGCUCUGUGGAGGGCUGUUUCUCUUUUUUUUUUUUCUUCUCUUUUCUCCUUUAACAAAAGUGGCUGCACUCCUGCUGCUGAAGUAGUGGAUAUAAGGGGGCCUGAGGCGAUAUAGAUUAUUGGUUCUGUAAGCAAUAGGCUUCCUUAAUGUCACCACAUAAGUAGCUGAUGAGAAUAGCUAAACAGAUGCACUCAUGUUCCAAAAGCAUGUGCGGGUAUGGAGGGAUGAUGUGGCUGCUGAAAAGGGGGCAGUUAUCUCUAACAGGGUGGGGGAAUGAGUGCCUUAUUUCUGCAGUGCUCUGGAAUGAGAGCUAAUCAGAGCACGGCAGUGGUUUACAUAGCGUCUUCUUUGUUCUGGCGGGUUUUUUUUGUCGAGAAGCGCGGGGGUUUGCGGGGAUAUUGAGUGGAAUUGAUGUUUUUAUGUGCGUGCAGGGGAGGGAGGGAUGACUAAUGACCUGUCAGAGGUAGAUUUCCUGGCAGAGAUAUAAAAACCAGCAUGACGUGGACAUGGCAAAUGACAUAAUCAAGUCUUUCCCUGUAAGAGAUGCAAUCGUGGAGGCAUAAUGCAAACGUCUGGUGUUUUUCGAGGGUUCAUUUUCAGUCGUUCGAGGACCUCUCAUAUUAACUGGGGUGUAAUGUCUAGUCACUGAAUGAUAGAAUGCACACAUUUCUAUGCAGAUUGCAACUGAAGGGCAAAGAGGUAUUAAAGGGCAUGGAGAGGAGUGAGGUAUGUGUGUGUGAGGGGGAGAGCUGGCCUGUUUUGUGGAGGUCUUCCAGGUGACAGCACCAUGUUUCUACGGCUAUUCAGUCUCAAAUGAUUCCCCUGAUGUGCUGCCAUUUCUGUGAUUUAGGUGCUCGACUAGCAUUACGAUGAAAGAGAAGAAAUGUGCGUGUGUGUCUGUGUGUGUAUGUGUGUGUCAGGGGUAGGACUUGCACUGAGGGUGACGGAGGGAGCUGUGGUUCUUAUAUACUCUCUCUACGGCCAGCUGGUGCCUACCUGGAAGCACAGGGUCAGGGAUACUUUAUCUUUCCAAAACAUAAACCCCGGGCCUUGGCCGCCCGCACACACACACACAAUGCUUGCAAAAGCAAUGUCUCGCCUGGAGCCACAGUUUGUAAGAAUAGUAUAUUACAUAGUAUGUUACCCUGUAGACACUACUGUCCUGUUGCUGUCUUCUAUCAAAGUGCACCUUACCCCAAAAGAGAAAACAAAAAACACCUGAUUUCAAGGUCUGGAGACUGUUUGGUUGAUAUGUUCUCCGAGGGACGGCUAUAGCUUUUGUUUUUGGACACUUGAAUUACGUCUCCAGGAUUUCAGAAGUUUUUCCCCGUUUUCUCUAAGUUAAAAGCACAAAUUUCAACGUGCAAAAGACCUGAUCACUGGAUCAUUUAAGCUUUUUUGGGACACCUUCAACUCAUAUGAUUUGUUAAUAUUUGUUCACUUUUAAUCAUCUAGGGAAUUGAGGUAAAUCCAUGUGGUUUUCUGUCAGGAUUUUCCAAACAUCUAGGAGACAAUUUAGCUAACAGUAUAGCUUACUAAUGAAAUUAAGCUUCUGUUAUUACCUUUCAUCCAUUAAAUGUCAUCUUUUGGGAGUAUUAUUGAACAAAACUCAGAUAUAAUACCAAAUUUUCAACAUUUUGUCUUUUUGUCUUAGUUUGACGUCUCUCUUCAGUUGUAUUUAAGCAAUUUUGAUCAAAUUCAUCCAAGGAAUAUAAAUAAUAACAUCAAUCUAUUGGAAAUAUGUCAAGAAAUGAUAGAUUGCAACCAACACAGGACAGAAAUAGAUCUUUUUGGAGAAAGUUUGCCACAUGAUAUAAGUAUAUGAAACAGGUUUUUCCUGCUGCUGAGGUGUUUCAUGGUCAUUUCGUGGUUUAAGCAGAAGUCUGUGUUUCAGCGUUACCUUGUUUGCCUUGUUGCAGACGUGUUUUGCUUCCCUCAGAAGGCAGCAGUCUAUAUCCAGUUAAUGCUUGGAUUAAAUUUCCUCACAGCACUGUAGCUUUGCCUGAGCCCUAUUUAACUUGGUAAGCCUCAUGAUGAUUAUGGCACAAGCAGUCAUUAUCAAGGGUUGAAAACAUGAACAAAAAUGAGGGAAAGGAAAAGAGGCGAAGGGGUUGGGAGGGAAGGGAAGGGAGGGGCGGGCGCUUGUGUGUGCUUCACAAACCCCGCUGAAAUGGAUUGGCUGUGUCGUGAGGAGUAUUUGUUUUAGGCAGUAGCUGUGGCUCGGUGCCAAGCAGCCAGACAGCUCCUAAGUUUCCAAGUCAGCAGUGCCCUUAAAAAAAGUCCCCUAUUACAGCAGGGAUGUAGAGAUAAUGUAGUGUGACACACGUUAUGUACACUGGGUCUCAGCAAGAGGAGCUUCAGGGACACAGGUGUCAUAAGAGCCAUUAAUCUGCUAUUGUCACGUGUUAUUGCAAAUUAAAAGUAGCAUGUUACACUUGGCAGCCAUUGUUGCGGACACACAGAGCGGAGGGGGGGAGGUAGGUGGAGAGGAAGAGGGAGAGACUUCUGGAGAUGGUGACCACGGCUGUCCGCAAAGUGACAUAUAUUAGAAUUUGCAAUUCUGCAGAGAAAAGCUAUUACCUCACAGAUUAACAUCCACGACUCCUCCAUCCCCCCACUCUUCUGACACUGAGGGCUCCAGAAAAAAAAACAAAGGAGAAGCUGCUCCUCUAAGGGUAAAACAAGAAGACGCAUUCAUACAGGAUGUGAUGUUUGAGUGCGAAUUCGCUCUUAUGGAUGUUUUUGUUCGUCGACUGUGACUGGGCUGAAUUGACCUGAGCAGACGCUUUGGACGGUCUUUUUUGAGAACACGUCCACGAAGUGUGUCCGGUCUUUCAAAGUCUCGGCACACGCCUUUUCAGAGCGGCCCUCAAAUCGACAAUCAGACCAGCAGACGACUCUUAAUUUCAGUCAUUCGGGUGGCUUUUCUCUCUUUGUGGUCGAGGCUUUCUUCUUGAUUUAUGAGAGAAACAACAAGAGAGAAAUUUCAUGAUAAGAUGAUCAUCAUAUAUUUAAAAAAAAGAGAAAAAAAAGCCAACAACAAUAGCCAGUGGCAGUCAGAAUGGAUGUGAUUCUGUGCUUCAGUGGCUGUUGAAUUAAUUAUUUCUCCUCGCUCAGCGUUGUGAGGACUGAGCGGAUGGAGAUGAGUGAUGGAGCGGGCCGCCGUCACACCCUGCUCUGUGUAUCAGCAUCUGUUUUGGGGGAGAGGAAGAAUCAACACAGGAAAACUGAGCGCAGCCGAGUGUCAGCACCUCCAGUGCAAACUCCCAAUCAGAUUAAUAAAGCCUUUGAAAGCUCGGGAAUAUCCCAGGUAGUGAGGUUUCCACAAUCUUCACCUCUGGAUCUGGAGAGUUAUCAGGCACAGAUAACAGAUAACCUCAUUUAAUCCAUAAAAAGGUGGAAAAGUGUCUCAUAAUUUCCCUCUUUGAUUGAUAAACAGCCUCCGCUCUGGGGAAAAAACGCACAUACAUCAUGUAAAAGUGAAGAAAAAGUAGUGAUGCGCUUUCAAGAAGCCGCCGAAAGAGGAAAUUGGGCAUUUUUUGUAUGACUGAUUAUCAACAAUUUUCCAUUAAUCCGUUUUCUAAUCUCCUCCGACAACAAUCACGGAUCUGUUAAGACGCAGAGGGGAAAAAAAGCAGUUUUUCAUUUAUGUUCACGUAAUCCAAACACUCAAUUAGAGAAACCAAAAUGAGGCUGAGUUCAUCCAAUUUGUUUUAAUUUCAUUUCAUUAAGCGGGAAUUGAAUCAGGCGGGAAAUCAUGGAGGUAUAUUAUUGUGAAAUACACAACAACGUGUUGAGGGAAUGAGUGCACAUGUAUGUUGACAUGUUAUUUAAACAUGGAGCCAACUCAGAGGUGGGGGGGUUAAGCUCAUUCUUUAGAGGAGGGGGCUUUUAUGACCCCGAGGUGCCAGCUUACUUUCUCUUGCCUCUAAUACAAACUAAGUGACUCUGUUUUUUGGGGGUGAAAGUUUAAACUUCCACUUUAGAGUCUUCUCCGUCCUCUCAAAGACUUUCAGAAAAACCUCCAUGACCACUCAAUCUGCGCCCCAUUCAUGAAAACUUGCUCUGUUUUUGUUUGGCGGGGCAGUCGCUCAGACUCACUCCCACUCCCCUGAGUUACGUUGGCCGAAGCCUCCCGCCAGGGGUCGUGACCUCUGGGUGCCAAACCCACAGAGAAGAGUCUGCUUUAUAGAGCUGGUUAUCUGAUCUGAUGGAGGCUGCUCCCUCGUUACCGGAGUGUUAAUACAGAGGGAUGUCAAGAUGAAUACACUCAACUCCAAUCCGAUGAUCAAUAAACGACCACAGAGCGGGACAAGCGCGUAACGCACCAACAAAGCCAUCGUGGACAUUAGCAUAAUGGCUGCGUUUGGAGAUGUCCAAAUAUUGAGAGUGACUUCUUGUAGUGAUGAGGAGUGCUUUUUGACGGUUAACUGAACCUGAACACUCUCUCAGAGGGUAAAUACUUUGAUUUAAGAUUGACUCCUUGUGACCCAAGAAAACCGUUCAAAUAAACAAAAUGUUGAGCUUUAAUUCGUGAGUAAAUAUCACUGUGUUAUCUCUUAAACAAGGACUAAAACACGUCGUGAAAUAACCAGAAUAGUUUUGGAAAUAAAAAAAAGUAAUUCCCACUACUUAAAAAAAAAAAGGAUUUAUUGCACAGUCUUGAAGAGACGUACAACUCUUUAAAAAUCUUUGGUAACACUUGACGCCUGUCUCUAUAACACAUUAUGAAUAUAUGUAUAAUGCAUUAUAAUCAAGUUAUAAACACUCAUAAAUGAUCAUAAUGCUUUAUAGAAAUAAUCGUAACACAUUAUAAAGCAUUUUAUCAUGACUUACAAGGUCAGGCAUUAUAAUGUCUUAUAACUGUUAACAACUUACUGAUAAUGCCCACAUAGAUAAUGCAUUAUACAUAUAUUUAUGAUGUGUUAUAAUUUGCUUAUAAACUUGUAAACCUAUCAUUAUAAACACUUAUUAACUAUCAUAAGGCCUUAUAACAAUAAGCGUGACACAUUGCUUUAUAAUGAUUUCUGAUUAUUGAUAUAAAGCAUUAUGAUCAUUUAUGAGUAGAGCCCGACCGAUAUGGAUUUUCUGGGGCCGAUGCCGAUACCGAUUAUUAGGGGGGAAAAAAAUCUGAUUAUCGAUUAAUCGGACGAUUUUUAAAAAUUUUUUAGGAAGUUCUAAAAAAUAUAUAUAUACUGUAGACCGACUGAUCAAACACGGACCAGAAAAGCAUUUUCAACUGCUCGCCGAUAAAUCGGUCAGGCCCUAUUUAUGAAUGUUUAUAACUAUAGUUAUACAGUGCUAUAACGUGAUUAUAACACAUUAUACAUAUAUUUAUAAUGAGUUAUGGAGAUAAGCGUCAAGUAAAGUGCUACCAAAACUUUUUACUAAGCAAAAUUUAAGUGAAUAAUUAAAACUAAGUCAAAUUAGUAAAAGCUAGCAAAUCAAAGCAUGAUUUAAGAUAGGUUAGUGCACAAAAAAACACAACUCAUAGAAGGACAAGUGUUCUGGAAAAAGUCAUCAUCAAAACAGGGGGCUGAUCAAACCCUUGAACCGGAAGAGGAAAGGAUCUCUUUUGCGCAUGUCACCAAGCUGAUCUGAUUAAAUUUGUAGGUGCGCAUAAACCCCAGACCUGAUUAAAUCACACGCCUUGUAAACACUUGAACUCCUAUCUCAGAUCCAAAUGAAGAAAUUUUGUUAAUGUGACUUCUAACACGUGAAGCAGAAAAACAAAUGUUGAAGAUGUCACCGGGAUCAUCCUCACGGCUGCUGCUGAUUUGUCAGGUGGGAGUCUGUAUGUGAGAGGGCAGAUGGGACUGUCCUCAGCCUGAGUGGGAGGAAGAGUGUGUAGGUUGACCUAGGAUGGUUUGUCUUGUGUGUGGGAAGUGUAUUCCUCUGUGGUGAAUGACAAAUAUGGUGGGGGGUAUUGAUCAGGUGUUGUGGCUCAGGCCGGCUGAUGGAUAGUAAUUAAUGACUCUAUUUGCGCUGGUAGCAAAGAGAACAAUUGAGUUUGAUAAAGUGACAAGCAGCGACGAUGCUCGGUGAAGGCCUUCACUGAGGCUGAGAAAAAACAUGAAUAUUUACCUGGAUGGAGGGAAAUGUUUCGAGAGAGAGCUGUUAGCUUUUGAUUUAGACGUCGUGCUAACCUCUUAUGUAAUGGAUCAAGCCAUCCCCCCUACAUAUAAAGCACUUGUGGUGGCUGACUUUAACUGCCUGCUUAUUUUUUACCAUAAAUAUUUUGAUUUUUGCGCUAAUCGAGGAAAUGUGUAUCACUGAGAUAUAGAGGUGUUGGGCUAGUUGUUUCCCUUAAUCACCUCUGGAGUGAGAAAGGUGCUGAAGAUCUAGAUCAGUCUCACAAAGAACAUUACAAUUUCGAUGUUUACGAAAAAGACUGAAAUUCAAAUUGAAGCCUUUCAUGACAUCCAAGAGCAAACAAGACCAUCAGCGACAUGACGAGAAAUUUGCAUAUUGUCAUUUCUAAUGUCUAGGUAGGUCUAGGUAUGAUUUGACUGUCCCACGUAAAAUCUUCAAAACGAAUGAUGCAUGUGACUGUCAAAGACAGAUAAGAAAAGACUGCUUUGUCUGCAGGGGGCGCCAAAGUUGACACAAACUGAACGUUCCUUACAGGAGCUUUAAAGUGAAGAUAUAACACAACCGCGUGUAAACAAACGUCUUUUUUUAAGUGUUGUAUGUCUGAUAUGCGGCAUAUUUGUGGAAACUAUGAUUGUGCUGCUCAUGGCCUUUUAUGAGAUAUCAGAUGAAAAAGAGGAGUCGAGAUAAAUGGAUUAAUCCAUCUCUAUCGAUUAAUUGAUUGACGUAAUCGGCAUUAUAUAAGUCAGGCCUAUUUCACCAUCAUCUUCUCUCAAUGCAAGAUGUAUUUUUCCCAUCCAUAGUGACGGCAGCUUACACCCAAAACAGUCAUUGGCUCGUGUUUCACUUAAUAUUUGUAAUGAUGUAUAGAAUAACAAACACAGUGAAAUGUUGCUUCUGCCAUUGGUCACUCAUGUUCUUGAAUCUAUAGCACCAAAUAACCUAAUGCUUUUGUCUUUUUCACCAAUUCAUUAAAAUUUAAACCUCAAUAUUUACUUUGAUACUAAUUUCAGAUCGAUGGGAAUUCACCAUUUGAACACUACAAGAAUCUGACCACCAAAAUGAAGCAUUUAAUCCUCUAAUUUGUGUGACUGGAAAGCGUAAAACUCUAUUGGACUAAAAGAUAUUACAACAAAUCAGAAUCAGUAGUUUCUGUAUGAUACUUUGACGGUAAAUUACUGUGAUCCACCACCUCCACUUUCUCUCUAAAGACCAAAAACCUAAAUGGUCCUCAAGAUUGAAGUUGACCUCAAAGACGUUUUGAUGUAAGGUAACACGAGGACAGGGAUUUCCACGCUUUUCAAAACCGAUGACGCAACUUCGUCCUGCGUUCAGUAGCACGGGGAAAAACCGAACAUGAUAUUGUUAGCACCUCACGACUGAUUUGUUGCUUGACAUUUCUGCAGCUAUCAGCCCAAUUCCAGGUUACACACACUCACAUGUGCUCAGGCACACACACACACAUACACACACAGUCUUUUAUAGCUCCUUCACAGGAGAACUGGGUUCAUCCACUGGCCUCAGCCUGUGAAAAAAGGUCAAGCAGCAGAAUAGAAUGGCAAUAACCCUCCCAAAUGGUACUAUCACACAGACAUGAUUGAUCAAUUGAAUUCCAUGGCAGAGAAAAAUGUGGGAUUAAGUAGAGUAUUAUACGCACAAUGAGUUGAGGCAUGAUGUUCAUUUCAAGUUCAUUUCAGCUCCCUCUUGCCACCAGAUCAGGCAAUCAAUAGGGGCCUUGCAUAUCAUAUAUCACAGCUCUCCCACUGAGGGGAGAACAUAAUCUGCAGCAAAUUUAGAAUGACAGAUUUGUAAGGGGGUUGAAGCUUUCUGGGAUCCUGGGAGGAGACCUACAGACACAGUCACUGCAGCCAAAAGGAGAGGUGGAGGUGGAGGUGGAGGUGCAGCGGCUGGAGAGAGAGAGAGGGAGAGAGAGGGGGCGGGGAGGGGUCUGGAUGGUCUGUAUAAAGCGGCAUAUCCAAGUGACAACAGAAGUGAAGGCAUCCUUCUCCCAACAGUCGGGUAAUCAGGUCAGGAGUCAGGAGAAAAUUCCUGUGUUUGGAGAGCGGGAUGAUUGAACUACACUGUACAAUUUUAUUCAGCCUCUUGUCCUCUGCCCGCUGUUUCCAAAUGGAACCACACACUUGCAGGGAAUAAAAGCAGAAUUGAAUUGUUGAAGGGAAAAUGUGCUUUUUAGGGGGGGAAAAAAAAUCUGCCUGUAAUUCCAGCGAACAAAAAAUAGAAAAUCCUUUGGCUGGAAUGGAGAAAAAAAAGCUGUUGUAAUGGGCUGGCUGCUGCUUUCAUUAGUAUACAUGCUCGCCACAUGUAUAUAUUUGCAAGUGAUGGUAAUCCAUCAAUUACCAGAGGGCUUUCAGAUCAUGAUGUUGCAACUGUGAGAUGGAGGUUGCAGGAAAAAGCCUGUGUGAUGUAGCCAGUGGCUCACUACAGCUAUUAAGAAUAGGAAAAACCUGCACUUCAUCUCUUUCUGUCCUUCCUCUGGUCCCCCACAGAGGUGGUACAGAAAGGGGGGGAAAAAACAUGAGGAGAAUAUAAAGUGUAAAGCUUGAAAGUAAAAGGCCAGCUUCCCGGGGUCAGUGUCUCGAUUGUUGCUCUCUCUUCUUGUAGAUGGUUCAGAUGGUUCUGGCCCAAACAGUGAUUCUCAGGGUAGUGUGGAGAGUUUACGGAAACACCUUAGGGCUGAUGCCUUCACCCAACAGCAGCUGGAAGCACUGGACCGGGUCUUUGAACGCCCCUCGUACCCUGACGUCUUCCCAACAUCGGAGCACAUCAAACCUGAACAGGUUAGUAGCACUGUGACUUCAGUAAAUACACCGUACAAAUUGUGCAUGUGAUGCUGAAAACACACUUUUGUCACAAAUAUUCCCAAACCAUCCAGAAACUAAAGCUAAUUAAAGAAACGUCUGAGAUGGCCAAGCACUAGAUUACAACCCGGCAUGUAUAAUGCUGCAGGGAUCACCGGGAAAACUCCCACACAUUAUUGAUUUUGUGAUGAAAAACACAUUCCUUGUGUCCCGUAUAAUUGAGAAUAACAGUAAGGCAACAUGAAAUUAAUCAAUAGUUGCAUUUUUCUUCAUUUUUGCUGUGUUAUUCAACCGCUGCUUCUUAUCUUCACUGUUGAUUUUUCCAACGCUGUGUGAUAUGUUGAUGUUUAAUGACUGACGCCGUCUCUCUGUGCAUUCAUGAAAUGGACAUUUGAAAACCAUGUACUCUCCUGCUCCUUCCUCCUCGCCAUCCAUCCUCAUUUCAAAAAUUAAGAGGCGUUUGAGGAACAGCCACCCCCACACGCAAAAAAAAGCGACAGCCAGAAAGCAGCGCUUAUUAAAAGCUCUGGGCUUAUUACAAUGGAUAACCUUUAUUUACUUUCAUUAUACUAUUAAACAACAAGAGACUAUUAAUUUCUCCCACCAAACUACAAGUCGGACCCAUAAAGCAAAAGCAGUCGCCUAAUUGAGUUCAUUUUAAUUUCUCUCCAAUCGGGGCGAAUUACGCAGGUGAUAAAUCAGUGGGACAGGCCUCACCUCCAGAAGAGGGCCUAAUUUGCAGCUAAUUACAAAACUGAUUUCUACUGGAAGAUCAAUACCAAAACGAAUUGGAAAUGACUUGCAAUCACAAAGAGCGUCAGGGAGAGUAUUAAAAGGCAAAGGGAAAAGGGGUUGGACUAAAAAAAAAAAAGGGUGCAAGCAGGGGGAAAAAAAGAGGCCAAGAACAGUCUAGAAAAAUCAGGUUUAAUUUAAUGCAAUAUUAAUCAGAGCACUUUCCCUUUCAUGGGCGCCUCACGUUUCUUUUCCUCAGGAAAAUGUGGCCCUAUUAGCCAGUGUCUGGGUUCUGUAGCGGGGCAUUAAAAACCCAUUCUGGAGAUGCAAAACUCAAUGGAUUCACCCCUCCCACACUUCUGCUAGCCAUUUGGUCAUCCCAUUCAGACCUAUCUUUUCAGUUUUCCCCCUUCUGCCCUUUAUCUGCAUGAUAAAACGUCUGUUUGGCGUCUGAAGCCUGCGAGAAUAGAGGAAAACAUCCGACAUUGUGCCAGUGAACAGUUGUAGCAGACAAUUAGAGUUUAUCGGUGAUAGUGGCAGACAAGAGCGGGGUCACGGGCGUCCCCCCCUGUGGGAGCGAGGCCCACUGAGCCACUCAGGCUCACACUGGGCUUUGGACAAACAUUGUCAACACUCAGACUCCGGAAGUCUCAUCUCAUUAAAGGGGGAAAACCUCCCAACAUCUGCCAGAGGAGAGUCUUACAAAAGGGGACAAGAUGAGGAAACAGGAGUAUAGGAAAAGAUGACUUUUCUGAUUUGGUGGAAAACAAACAAGCGCUGCUGAGUCAAACGCUGAUGUUUGUUUGUCCCACUUACUCUGGCUAAUCCACUGACUUGGCUGUGAAAACUUUUUACUGGAACUGCUCAGGAAACAAUCCCAAUAAAGUGAUUAUAGUUGAUUAUCCUGAGUGAGCAGGAUGUUGUUUUCCGGAGAGACUGUUUGGCACUAAACGAAAUAUAUCAUGCAUGGCGAUGAAUAUUGAACAUCGAAAAGUUGGCUGCUCCAAUCAUUUACUCUUAUUUUCACCAGUCAUUUCUAGACUUACUUAACCCACUUUAGGCGGUGUCAAAAUAUUAUAUAGGUGAGAAGUUUGGUGAUUUAAACCAAUAAAUAAGUCCUCUUAAAAAUAAAACAAUAAAAGUUCAUUUUGUCUUACGAUAGAGAUGUAUUCAAAUCUAGACUAAUACUUGUGCUUUGGGGGAGAAAUCAAACGACACAAGUUUAUGUAAAUCUGAGAAUUUCAGAUCUAACAUGAGCUCAUGAAAUCAAAGAUAUCUAACUCUAGAUAAAAGCUAGAGCUAAUCUUUUAUUCGGCGAUAACUGGCGAGCUUGUCCUUUUACGCAACAUCCAGACGUACACAAUACGCCGAAAGCCCAGAUAAUCAAAUCGCUACAAGUCCAAGUUGUACAAAUUAUUCAAUUGAGAGAAAAGAUGUAAUGAAAUUUAAAGGUGGUUUAGACUCUAAAUUAAAAUCAAAAAGGAAAAAGGAAAAAAAAAAAAAAGGUGAAUGGUGUCCCUCAAACAGGCCACAUGGUGUGCUGGUAACAAAGCAGAACUGCUUUCUCCCUUGGCUGAUCAGGGGUAACACUGCAGUCAAGCACAAAGGGCCAGCUGACGCCUUGGCUUUUCACUCAUCUCAAAAUCCCACUUCCUCUCAGACAAUACCAAAAUACAUUCAUGAUAUGCUUGAACUGCCACCCUGCAGCUUGAACACACACGCACACACACACACGCAGGCGCUCACACACACACACACACACAUACAAAGCUCUCAUACAAAUUUAUACUCGUGCAGGCCUGUGUGGAGCGCUUAAUGGAGGAGGAGAAGGGAGGAUUUCCAUCUAGGUAUUGUUUGGUUGUGUAAUGAUUCAACUGUCCUUUUCCCAGGCUAAUGAGUACGCGCUCCCUGGCCUGAAUUCCAGCCUGGACGAAGUCAAGCCCAGUUUAUCCUCUAGCGCCAACCCAGACCUGGGCCCCAGCGUGUCGCAAAGCUACCCUGUAGGUAAGAUCAAGUGCCGCUCAGUCCGCCUUUAUGCUGCCGAGCCACAGCUUCAGCUGAGGGGGUUUGAUCGCUGUAAAAAAAGAAAGAAAAAAAAAAAAGAAAACAUGAUUGUGCAAUUGACUACGACGGAAAAACUAUGAAAUGUGUGGAAAUAAAAAGCGAAACCAAAAAAGUUAAGUGUGAAGACUUUUUUAAUACCGUUGCACUCUGAGCUGAAAAGGUGGUACGAUGAUGCGUUAAGAGCCCAGCAGCUGUCCUCAGUCUGCUUUUUUGCUGAGUUUGCAGGGGCACUAAGAGAGAUUGUGCGGUGUGAUGGGGGGCGGAGGGGCUGUUCAGUCACCGCUGGACAAGGACCUUUGGGUGUCAGCACAUCAGAACUAUGACUGUGUAUCAGAGCAAGGUCUCACAGAGAGAAAAAAAAAAAAAAGGGCCACCAUGCAGGACAGACUGCUUGUCGGCUGCUGUGUUGCUCCUGUGAUUUGUUCGCGGGCAGACAGUUUGUGUGUCUCAAAGCACGAGUAAUGUGCCUCGGUAAAUACGCUCUGGCAUUUCUGCCGCCUAACUCUAACACCAUGAUCAUUUAUUUCACCCUCCUAUCUCCCUUCUCCCCUCCUCUUCCUCUCCUCUCCUUGUCACAGUUAAUGACUGCCUGGCUAAUUGAAAUAUUGUUUCGAUGUUGCCGCGUUAUUACCAAGAAGAAGGUUAAGUUUACUGAAAGUUUACGAUGACUGUCGGAGAGCCUUGAGAUUAAUAUACGGAGCUUUUAUUAAAAUUCAUAUAAUUAUGCAGCAGCCAUCAAAGGCAACGAGUUCUGCGUGGGGGAGGACAGGGUGAUUGAAAAUUGCAGCAGCAGCAGCAGCAGCAGCAGCCCCCCUUCUCAAAUGAUAGCCGAGCAGCGUUAUGAGAAAAGAAAUGGCCCUUUUCUCAUUAAUAUGUGGGAGGUAGAUUUCCCCUGUAAGGCAGGCCUCCUGAGAAGAAAGGUGUGUGUUUGUCCUUUGUGCACUGAUGGCCCCUGUAGGAAGCAGGUCUGGUUCUGCAGGCGGCUUUUGUUUGCACCUGGGAUAUUUUUCUGCAGAGAGGCUCUCCUUACCUUACAGGUGCAAAGAGACACACAGAGGGAGAGAGAUGGGAUUGUAUGCAUGUGACUGAGUUUGUGACUGUAUCACAGGAGGGACGAGUUUCAAAAGUUUGAACAAAGUGGAAGAUCACAUUGAUUCUUUAGAAAAGUGUUUUACAAUAUUGUGUUGAAUUGAUUUAGUCAGUCAUGAUAUGAAUGUUUGAUGCCUAUCUCUAUAACGCAUUAAGAAAUAUAUGUAUAAUGUGUUAUAAUCACGUUAUAGCACUGUAUAUCUAUAGUUAUAAACACUCAUAAAUGAUCAUAAUGCUUUUUAGCAAAAACCAAAACACAUUAUAAAGUAUUUUAUCAUGACUUACAAGGUCAGGUAUUAUAAUGUGUUAUAACUGAUAUCAACAGUUGCAUUGCAUUAUCUAGUGAGUUGUUAACAGUUAUAACACAUUAUAAUACCUGACCUUGUAAGUCAUGAUAAAAUGCUUUAUAAUGUGUUAUGAUUAUUGUUAUAAAGCAUUAUGAUCAUUUAUGAGUGUUUAUAACUAUAGUUAUACAGUGCUAUAACGUGAUUAUAAUGUAUUAUAAAUAUAUUUCUUCAUGCGUUAUAGAGAGAGGCGUCAAAUAAAGUGCUACCGAAUUUCCUCCAAAUCAGUUCUGGGGUCAGUUAGUUAUAUAAGUUGACGCCAUGAUAAAACUGGUUUCACAGCAAUUACAUCAUCCUGCAAUACCUUCAGAUUAUUGAAAUACGAGUAAUUUGUUUUGAAUUAUAGAGAAAAAAAAAAGAAGAUAAAACUGUUAAAAAAUCGUAAAAAUGAAAGUCAAGGCAAAUUUAUGGAUGUAAAGGAGACCGCUUUUUUUAAGACAAAAAUCUUGGUCGAUAUUUUCCAAGGCCGAUAUUUUUAAAGGCCUCUUUCGAUAUACAAUCCUUUGUGUUUAUAUCAGCUUACAGUAAAGCUUCAAAAGAUAUCACGUGACUUUGAUUCCUGCCAGGAAUUUAAUGGGGGGAAAAAAAAGUUAUUUUCAAUCAGGAGAAAAAUCUUUAUAAUGAUCUUUUCUUCAGAGGAAAUUUGGAACUUUUUUUUCUCUAGGUCGACAUUUCGUUGAGUCUCAUUUUUCCAUUUCAACCAACUCACAAAAGAACAAAAUUAUGUAAAUUACAAGUUAAAAUAUCAACUAAAACUGUAUUUAGCGUUCUUAAGGGGACAAUAUCGGUAAAGUAUUUCAAUCUGUACUUUUCAGGCCCAUUUCACGCACUCUUCCAUUCACACCAACUCAAGAGAAACAACAAAAACAUGACAUGACAGCCCUGUAUCUUCAUUUUUUUUCAUUUUAUUUUAUAUUUUUGAUGCUGAUAUAUCGUUGCAAUCAGGAUAUUAGCACAUGAAGUACUCAGGUAGCUGUGAAAAAGUUUGUUUCCUGCUGAUAGAUCUGUGGAAAUAAAUCAUACAGAGGUCAAACUAACGGGACAAACACGUCUCUGACUUCCUCUAAUUAGUAUUUAGUUUGUGGCUCCUCAGCUCUGUUUUCCCUCAGUGCCCGCCUCUGUGGAUAUUGGGUGAUAUUCAGGUGUGUGGUCUCUCUAAUGGCUGAGUAUUACAGUUUACUUGCCAGCGAUAAGCCUACCAGAGGAAUUUUAAGCCUCGCAAAAAGUAGUAAAUUAUCUGCAGUGUUUAGGCUGAGAUCCAAUUUCAAAUUAAUUGUGUCUUUACGGGGGAAAGAACUGGAGAUUAUGUUCAUCCUUAAAAUGUUUUCCAACACCAAUUAAAACGCCUGCAGUUAUUGAUCUUGUUGAUUUUAUGUGCUGGAAUUUGCAUAAUCUAUUAAAAAUGAAUGAUUCAUGAGGUGCUCAUUGCCAGAGAUCGGGAUUCUGGGUGAAGUGAAAGACUUGAGAGAUAGAAAUCUUUUGUGUCCUCUGCUUAUCCUAUUAGGGGCUGAAAAGUACCUGCAAAGCAGGCUCAAAUAAGAAAGGGAUUUAAGGCCAUUGUGCACAUCAUCGAAAUUCAGAGGCAAGAAGUCACUUCCAUUAAAACCCGCUCCUUUUCUCUCUCCCUCUCCUCCACAUUAAUGCUGUAUUACCUGCUCAAUAGUCCCUCUUACCCCAUAAAAACACCAAAGGGUUCCAUGAAUAUGAGGAAAGGACAAUUGCAUAUUGUGAGGUAAUUUCUAUUGUUGAUAUGGGAAGUAAUUUCUUUGAUGAAUUCCCUUCGAGAGAUGGAUUUCAUCUCAAGUGCUUCUUAUUCUUGUUCAUUCGAACUGCUUAAAAUUCAAAGAGUGCAAGCGGAGAGUGAAUUUAUGAAUAGCAGAAGGAGGAGCUCAGAACUUUUUUUUGUGUAUUUUUGAGAAAUAAAUGGAGAGAUGGCCUUGAUACGGCCGAUUGUCCACUAUUUCUAUAGAGAGUCUCUGUAUUUCCUGAAAUUAGUCAGAGCCCACCUGUUUUCUCAACAGUGCUUCAGACUUAAGAGGCAUCUUUGAGCGCUGAGUGGAUUCCCCUGAGCACUCAGUGGGAGUUUUACACAUCUCCACUCGGUGACUGCAUACUGAAGACUCUUUAAACAUAUUCCCUGCUGGGCCUGUUAAUGGAGGCCUCCAAAGGCUCAAAGCCUGAGUGUCAAUGACACUUCUCCUCCUUAAGCAGCUGCUCCUGUUCCUGCUCUUUUAUCCUCUCUAAACAAAACCUCAUCCGGCAAACACAAACUAUCCACAUUCAAUUAAGCGGAGUGAGUGAGUGCUCUACACGGAAAGUACCAAGACCUGCCGUUGUCCAGUGAGCAGCGAGCAAAGAUCAGACGGUGAACCUGCCGUCAGUGACAUGUGGCCUCAUGACAAACAGCUCGCCCGUCUCCCCACAGGGGGACACGCACGCCCAGGCUCCGAAAUUAAUGCUUAUUUCUUCUUCACAAAAGCAAACUAACCUUUGAGCACACAUUUGAUAAUGAAUGACUUUCAGCAAGCGUUUGGGGAAUUAAAGCAAUUUGGCUCUCCAAACAUUCUUUACUUAGUUGUAAUUAAUUAGGGUGCUGAGAUUUUUUGGCUGGUGAUAAAUUGCCCCAUUCUGCAUAUAGCCUGGAAAAUGGAGGUCAAAGAUUUCGUGGUUGUUGUUGUAGCAAACAUGAAGGUGUCCCUGUCAUGCUAAAUUUAAUACUCUUGCAAGCAAAAGAGUCAUUCACAAACGACUUUGUUCCCGUGCCAAACACAGAGAAGGUCACCCUGUGUUUUCUGUUUGUGGUUUAAGAAACCAAAUUAAUCUUUUUGCAAAGUCUGAUCAUAACUUUUGUUGUCGUGCUGUUGUGGGUUGAGAUAAACUCAUGAAUCUCCUCAGUCCUGGCAAAAAAACAGCGAAACGCUUCAAAAGCACAGCUCCAGCAGUACUUAAUGCUGUCAUUUGCUCUCAAUUUGUUCUUCAUUGUCAGACUGCAAACAGAGGAAAUACUGUAUUCCCAGCUCAUCAGUGACUGUUACAAGCCACUUCUCAAAUUAAGACACAAAUCAACAGGCUUUUGUUACAGCAAACCAAAAAAUAUUUGAUUUUUUCACAGGCAGCGAAAGAAAGAGGACAGGACAGGGGAAAAUAAAUCACUUGAUUUGCUGGCGUUCAAUCUAAGGGGGCUGUCAGAGGAAAAGAGACAAUAUAAAGAAGGUCAUCUUUUAAUGAGAAUCUGGACACACAUCUCUGUUGAAAAAACAACAAAGGCUAGCAAGCAGCUAAUGAGGCUAUCAUUGCUGUACAGAGAGUUCUCCAAGCUGGCGCCUCUCUGAAAGAGGCGCUUUAAAGCGGACAUAAAGCAGCAGUCACAGUGCUGCUGGCAGUCACUGCCAACUGUACCCUGGAUUAUACAAAAACAGGUUUCAACAGAGGCUGCGGUUCUUAGCGACUAUCAACCAGUUAUGACUGAAACAGACCGCAAAGAGCAAGGAUACAUACACAAAUCUUUAAAGCUCAUCCACUGAGUGAAACAAAACACUUUUUCACAUCUUUGCUCUUUUUUCUACGCAGAUUACGAUUCGGCUUUUACCAAAAUACAGGAUUGGUUUUUGCAUAUGUACUUUAAAAAAUAGGCAAAAAAAACUAAAUGUGCUCAGUUUUUGCUUCUAUUGCUGGUAUCAAGAUAUCAAGAUAUUGAUCAUGUAUUGGCAGAUUCAUUCAUCCUACUUAAAGUCAUUUUUUCCAGUCAUUUUCUGAUUUUAUUAAACUUUCUAAUGGACUUUGAUGCAUGGAGAGAUACAUUAAAACACACUUAAAAUAGUUUAACUUAUUUCUAAAUAGAUGAAAAGUUUAGCUGCAAUUUCCUUUUAUAAAGCAACUUCAAGUUGAAACUGUCGAUUUUUCUUGAUGCAUUUUUUUCUGUCUGUCUUCAAACCUUGAUCCCAGAUGUUCCCUUUGAGCAUGCUCAGUAACAGUUGCUAUCCUGCUCUCGAUUAUGAAUUUUAAUCUUUUUUAAUGGCGCUAAUAAAGAGAUAACAGUGUUUACUUUUAUUACACAUGUAUGACUGCUGCAGCUGCUGCAAUAAUAAUGUAAAAAAAAAAGAUUGGGUCAGUGCUCACUGAGACAGUUAGACAAUAGUUAGCUAUGCCCACACACACACACACAGACACACACUCACACACUCACAAUAGCCUCAACCCUGCAGGACCCCCCACCUGCACUACUCCCCCGGCUCCCUUUGACUUAAGUGCACUGGCUUGUGGCUAACUAAUUCUUCUUAUAAAUGAAAGGUCUAGCAUGACCUCACUCUUCUCUGCAAAGCUCCUCAACUGCAGCAGCGUCUCGCAGAGAUUCAACCAAAGACACAUCUCACCGCUUCUCAGACAAUACGACCGGCAGUGCCGAGAUUUGCAAAUAAAAGAGAACAAGUGUUCGACAUUUGGCCGAUUUGUUUCGUUUUCUAAUUUUUGAUCAGAAAUGGAGAAGUUAUAUUUUUAUACCCUGGGCUUUCUAUGUUUAUUCUGAUGUAUUUAAUGUCUUUUAACUUGUUUUUGUGACUGCUACUUGGUGGCCUGAGCAGACCAACAGAAAAUAUAGUAAAAGUAAAAUUAAGACACCUCUAAAAUGCAGUAAUUCUGCACCAGUAUAGAUUAUUUCAUCCACUCUCUAAGUCACAAACUCAGCGUGACAACAUCCUUGAAAAAGUCUUGAUGAUCUGAUCACAGUGUUACGUGUAUUUUUGUGUUUCAUGGUCAAAAAUUUGUGCAAACUAUGAAAGGCCUCCUUCACUCCUCCCCUUAGCAGACUAGAGUCUUGUGAACUUCCAGGUCUUCCACCAGCUUCAUCAGCCGUUUCACUCCCUGGCCCCCAUGACUCACUCUUAGUUAAACCAAUGAGUUGCUCAUGAUAAUGAACCUUUGUGAAUUAGAAAAACAAAUCUGAAUUUGCCUGUGGUUUGUGCUCUCGUAGGUAACGCUCACUGGCAACAACAUUUAAAUUUGAUAUUUAAGAAGUUCUGUACGCAUUUUAAGUUUUAGCUGAUUGUUUUAACCCUUAAAUGCUACAUUCACAACCAUCAGUGGCAUUAAUUUUAGAUUUUCUGGGUGUAUUUCUGGCUACUGAACCCGAAAUCUUUGGUUUCUUUCAUAUACAAUCACUUUUCAUGCAUAAGUAAAACAUGCACGGACUAAGAUAACUGACCCAAGAAGUAAAAAUAAAACACUGUACUUGGAAAGCUAUCACAAAGACCAUCAGGAAACUAUGAAAAAAGUCUUUCUUGAUGUUAAAAGAAAGUAGAUGUAGAAAGCGCCUCAUCUCUUUCAAAACAAAGGUUUUCAGUCUAAAGCGUCACUUGGAGCGUUGUAAUUAAACAGGCCUCCACUAGGCUCUGAGUUCGACCUAUUGUGGAUCAUCUUGAUGAAAACUUCUCUCCGCAUACUUCAGGGCGUUUGUUUUUCCUGGACCGUGUUUGUAAAGCCGACAACACGGACAACAGUUGUUCUGUGGCGUUAAAGUGCGUUUCAUCUCCUGAUUCCUCAUUAAAGCUCAAUUCGGCGAGGAUUUUCCUUUCUGAGUCCAAGUGGCCCUCACAGCUGACAAUAUAACAGGGGCCUCUCUUGCCCCGGCCCCUGUGCAGAUUGGGGUUACGUGCCGUUGUCCAAACGUUCCCGUGGUCAGCGAGGACAGCCCAGCCGUCACUCUUAAUUACAGAGCUGAAUAUCUGCAGAGUGACGCUGCGCCGAGGGGCCGGUGCGCUCCGACUUUACAGCCACAGAGGAGGGGAAAAAAAAAAAAAGAGAAAGAGGUGCCCUGUGGGAGUCAGUAAAGGCUGCCAUAUAUAGGCAGGUUUGAACUGUGUAAUGAGGACACAUGCUCAUGUGACCGGAGUUCAGCUGCAUCUGUUGGCUUGUUUUUUGUUCACGUGUCAGAGAGGUGACCAAUGCCUCUCAGUUCAGGCUCACAGAUUUGUCUUUAAAAUGUCGGCUGUUUGAGUCGAUCUGAGGCGUGCCGACUAAAUCACACGGAGAUGACUCGUGACAGUAACUUCUUUUGUUGUUCAAACAUGAAUUGGCUGUAUGCUACUGUCGUUUUUUAUAUUUGAUAAAACUCUUGAUAUUAACAUCAUGUAUGGGGGGCAUCUGUGAAAUGCAAACUGGUGAUAUUUGCUGUAAUGCUUUUUUGAUUUAUUUUGAAUGACAUCGGCUUAAACUUGAAAACAGGACUGUAAUUUGUGAUUCAGCAACGUGUUUCAAACUGGGUACAAUUAUCCCUUGAAAACUGCACUGAGGAAAUGUAGGGGUGUUCAAAAACUGAAAAAAGUUCACAAAAAUAUCCGUACAAAUAAAGAACUGAUAGAAAUUUAAUGUUUUAUUACCAAUAUGAUAUUACCACAAUACAGAUCGCUACAUUCAUUAAGUAUAACAAGGGACACUUAGCAGUCCAUAUGGAUAUUGCAAAUCGUUUAAGUGCAAAUUUAAGUGAAGUCCUCCAUUCAGGUUUAUGUCCACAUACCUUUGCAGGUUACAGAUCGUAGGUUGUGUCACUUUGUCCGUCUGACUCGGUCUUGACUUGUGUUGUACUGACACUCAGACGUACAGUGCUCACCUUAAAUGAGUACACCCCUUCGGAGUUGUCAGAAAACCUUUAGCUUCCUUUCAAAAUCAACAUUUUCUAUGUCACACUAUAUAACAAAAUACUCCCCCAAAUGAAGGCCAUUGAUUGCAAACAAGACUUUUUUUAAGUUGCAUACAAAAAAGUUUUUUUUUUUUUCAAUUUAAAACCGGGGUGCAAAAAUGAACACCCCAAUCAAAGUUCUGGGAGCAAAGCUAAAUUUUAGUUACCAUAUCGCCCUUAUUUUCAUCUUAUAGUAAAUAAAAUGUUAUGUCAAGCUCAGCUUUGUCAAAACUUUGGAAACUGUAGAUAAAGAUGUCAUCUGUGCUUGUUUACAUCCGGGUAGUAGAGCGUUAUAUCUAAAUAGCAUUCACCAAUAACCAAAGCUACAUCCCUUGCUGGCAGCUGGCGGCUGCACUCUAGCGUUGACAUAAUACAUGACCAGCUCUUCAGGUCUGCUAUAGAAGAAUAUUAAUCCCUCAUUUAAAGCAAUUCUGAGGAGUUUUUAUACCUUUAUGAAACGGACUAAAAUUCAUACUGACGCCCUGUUAUGAUGUGCAAAAGAAAAUAUAACCAUCAGCUACAAGGUGGACAUUUUUCUGUACAAAAUACAAAAAGAUUACCAAGCAAAUUACGCACUGGUGCUCAUUUUUAACUGCAACUGUGAGGCUUAAAAUGUUGAAGAUUCUUGACUGAAGUUAGUUUUAGUUAUGGAGAGUUUAAUUUGUGCUUUUAAGCCUUUUUUUUUUAAGAACACAGGACAAUGGAUAGAGCAGGACACUAAUAGAGAAAGGGCAGGAUAACAUGCCAGAAAAGGGCAACUGAUUGGAAGUGAACCCAGGCUAAGAACUUGCAUGGAGUGGGAUUUAACCACUGGGCCAAAAAAAAUUGUCAAUUUAAGUUCAUAUGAAACAAUAUUGAGUUUUUUCUUUGAAGUUAGCAUCCUAAUUAGCAUGUCCUCUUAGCACUUGGAAGCAUGAAUGAAGUUUGUUUUUGUUGUAUCUUUGUCUCCCCAGGUCGAGAUAUGGCCAACACAACCUUACCUGGGUAUCCCCCUCACGUCCCUCCCACAGGCCAGGGCAGCUACCCGACCUCCACCCUCGCUGGAAUGGUUCCUGGUGAGUGUGGGACGUCGUCGGUUCUGAUCAGCUUUACAGGUGUCAUUGCCCUCGAUCCAAACAGGUGUAGAAGCUGUGGAAGCAGAGGGACGACACUUUAACGCCAAAUUACACAAAGAGACUGUAAAUAUUGACCUGCAGAGUAAGAGGCACGCACAAUCUUAUAUUAGCUUAGUGUGUAUGAGUGGAUAAGACAGGCUGAAUAAGUGAUCAGACAGUGGAGAGGACAGUCUUUCCUGCGUCUCCUCUCUGCCUUAUUGGCUCAUUAUCUCUCCGUGUGGCCGUUCAUACCAGCCGUCGAUAAACAGCACCAGCAGCCGCCGUCUCCUGCAUCGGAGUUCUCCUGCAGAGCAUACCCUCUUCUCCUCCUCUACUUAACCUGCAGUUCAGGUUCACGGCAAACAGUUAAGGGUCAAAAGGCAGAGGCACGGGAGCCCCGUAAAUAUUCAAAUCGCUCGACUCUCUAAGGAGGUCGGGUUUGUGUUUCGCUGCCAGAACAGAGCAGGGAUGUAGUUUUUGGUGCUGCUGCUUCUUCAGCUCUAUCAUUCAACCCCCCUCACCACGCUCACACUCACACACACAUUUUCACCUAAACACAGCCGGCAUUUUGCUUGAAUGAGAUUAAACAGCAUAGCAGGGGAAACCAGUGGAGUGUGUCCUGUGUUAGCAUAUCAUUUACCAAUCACACAACCCAUCACAGACUCUGGCUGUUCCUCUUCGCUCCUUUAUGAAGCGCCGCCAUGACGUGUUUCAUUAUCACUUCAGCCAAGAGCGUUAUAUAACUGUCCUGUUUGUUUUUGUCCGUCAGUCUUGACAAAAACUUCAAAAUAAGGCGCUUCUUUCGAGACUUUCUCAAGAAAAACAGGAAACAAAUUUUUAACUUCUGGUACACAUCAUGCAGCACAGAUAGAUUCAGCGUAUACUCAUUGCAUUGAGGGUGAUUUGAUUGAUUUAUAUCUUUAUUUCGAUCAUGUAAAUGAAACUUUAAAACAGUUAAAAAUACAAAUACGUGACAAUGAGUAAAAAACAAAACAAAACAAGACAGUAGCUGAAUCUGCGAUGUAAAAAUAUAAUUGGAAAAUUUUACUUUGUUGAAUAUUUUAGCAUUUAGAUAAAAUGACUUUAGCUGCAUUUCCAUUACAUUUUUUCGCAAAAUAAUUUUUGCGAAUUUUUUUUUUCAAAUUUCGAAUAGUGUUUCCAUUACACUUUUGCGAUUUACUUCUAUAUCGACGCGUCUGAAAAACCACCUCAUGAGAGCGUAAAAACUUUUUAGCGAUAUUUGAGAGGUUUUUCGAAAUUUAGGUGUUUCCAUUACAAGUUUUCUAUUGCGAUAUUUAGGUUUUGCGCAAAUCUAUGGGUAAUGGAAUGGAAUUUGAAAAAAAGAGCAUUUACUUGACUUAAGCUAUUUUCUCGUUUAAUUAUAUUUGACCAAUCAUGCUCCAGAUCUGCUUUAUAAAGACAAUUAAACACGUGCAUGUUCAGUAAUGUCAGGUGUGCUCUCUAUGCAUUUUCUUUUUUUGUUGUUUUCUUGCUAUUGUUGUCAAAAGCUACCUUAAAGACGUAUGUUUUUAAAAGCUGUGCAAUUAGCUAAUUACAAAGGCACUCUAGGUUUAGUUCACGAUUUUGGCGAAUAAAAAUGUGUUUCCAUGUUAGUGGAAAAGUGUCAAGUCAAACACACUUUCACUUCCCAUUCGUUCUUAUGUGGCACACAGCAAAAAAAAGAUGAGGGGCCUUAAUCCCAUGGCUUGUGGUUUUGUGUUACAACCCAUUCAUCCUACAACCCAACACAACCGCUAAGAUUUAGUGACAGGCACAAAACACAGUUAAAGCAAAGCCAUUUCUCAGCAGCUUCAUAUAAAAUCUCGCCUUUAUCGUCUCAUAAAGGGGAAAGAAACCAACAGCAGCAUUCACUGACAUGCUCCAAGUUACUUCCCCAGCAAUGAAACCCUGUUGUAGCAAACACCGAAAGCUCAGACCUGAAGGGGCUCAGAUCAGAGACGUUAAAAAUUCCUCCAAGAAGGGUUGCGGGAUUUAUUACAGCAUAUCAAAAAUGUAUGCAUGAAGCUGUUUAUUACCACUCUCUAUUUAUUAGAGCUCUUUGGAAUAUACUGGAGGAAGAAGAAUGGGUAGAUAUCCAUAAAUGGGACAGGGAAAGCCGCCUUCAGUGUCACAUCCUGUAUUGUUCAGUGUUGCAUAACUUAAGUGAAAUGAAAAAGAAAUAAAUUACUUGCUUGGCUGGUCGCACGACGAUGACUAUCAUUUUCCCCCUCAAAUUGCAUCCUGUUUUGAAUGACGAGAAAUGACUGCAUGUGAAGAAGGGGUAAUGGUUUGACGCAUUGAAAUGCUAAUUGAUUUGUUGUUUUGUUUUGCAGGGAGCGAGUUUUCGGGGAACCCCUACAGCCAUCCACAGUACACAACCUACAAUGAAGCCUGGCGAUUCAGCAACCCAGCAUUACUAAGUGAGUAGACAGGAAGAAGCUGAAUUAGAGUCGUUAACAGACUGCUUUCCAAACCCCUCCUCCUCCUCUUGUCCAGUUGUAGCUUUAAAACCAUAAGCAGCACACUUGGCAGAAAGCUACGGAAGUGAGGCUGGAACAAGAGUGUUAACCUGCCUGUGAAGGGUCUGGGAUGCAGCCUCUUUCUGAAUUCAUAAUACCAAACAUAUGAUUGAAAUAUAGACUAAAGCUCCUAAAGUUGCCUCUCUAAUUUGCUCACUAUUGAGUAGGGCUGGGCGAUAAACCAGAAGAUGUUCCAAUACAGAAAUUAACAACAAUAAUCAACGUUAUUUUGCCCAUGUCAAUAUAUUUGGCGUCAAAAAAUAAAUGAAAGUUGGUUUUGGAUGUGUGUACGUAGGCUAUGGUCUCAUGACCCUUUAAGACGCUGUUCUACAUCAGAGAUGUGACUCAAAGAGGGAAAGACAAGUGAGGAGAUGGAGGACGGUACAAAAGUUGUAGCAGCUGAAGUAGAUGAAGUUAAUUUGGGAGGGUGUUAGCAGCUUAUGGAGUAGUUAUCGUCCAUUUAACUGCUCAAUACAUUGUGAUAUUGAUUUGAGGCCAUAUCGCUCAGCCCUACUAUCUACAGCAGUUAGUUAGUGUUGGGUAAUGUUGCCUAUAAAAGAAACUUCCUAAAACUUCUUUAAAUCCCUGAAUAAUUAAGUAUGUUGUUUAUGCUGUCCAGGCAGAAUGAAGGAUGGAGAGUCUACGGUUGAUAUCUCCUCCACCACAAAACCAAGUGUAUAACUUUUUGAUUUUUUUUUUGAAGCUAAAUCAUAAACAGCAUAUUUCUCCUCUUCAUUCUGCCUUGCCACCAGUGUCGCAGAGCUAUUCUAGAUUCCAGUUCCUUCAAGUAGCUGUACCCUCAGAGGCUUAUUAGCUUACAUUUGCGAUACCUUUCAGGGAGUAGUUAGCCGGAAAAAAAAAAGCGGUGACUAAGGCUGUGUCCGAAAUGAAUCACUCAAUCACUAACCCUUAACCCCCAUAUGGGGUUUCACUAUAUAGCUGACUAUGUAAUGAGCUCAAUCACAGGAGGUUUCAGACACUACAUGGCAUGACGCAAUGUAUGACGGGAUCUCCAUCACCGGUGAGCGACCAUCGGAUGGUCACUACAUUUUGCAAUGCUUUAUGGGAAAUUUAGAGUCGCCUAUAUGGGGCACUGGAAUUGAUCACUCAGGUUUCGGACACCCCUCAAAAUGGCGCUAACCCCCAUAUAAUCGCCUGUAUAGGGGUUAGGGAUCCAUUUUGGAUGCAGCCUAAGUUUUUUUGCUGAGUCAUCAGCUGAGAUUCGGUUACUUAGUUUGAGAGUCAUAAAAAAACUGCCUUGAACUCCUUUUUGAAUGUGCCAUCUGUUCUAUAGAUCGGUUAGGUUGAGCAACACAAGGGUGAGGAAGAACAAACAGAAUAUGAUCAUGAACUUUAAAGCCGUUUCAACCACUAUAUCUGCGUCUUUGUCAUGUUAGAUCAACUGUUAAUCUAUCAUGAUGGUGAUAAAUUGGGUAAAUGGCCGUUUAAACUGUUUUUGUUGUUGUUUCAAAUGGUUCGUUCUUCUGUUAACUUUCAGGUUCCCCUUAUUAUUAUAGUGCCGCAUCGAGAGGCUCCGCCCCUCCCACUGCUGCCACUGCCUAUGACCGUCACUAGUUACCAUGGAAACCAAAUCAACCUGCAGGACCAUGGCCUUAGCCUCCAUAUUGCCCCGGUGUGAGCGGCAUGGUCCACUGGACACUGAGCAACUGCGCGUAACAUGUUCCUGACUCACACAAUGAGACACUGAACUGAGUUUUGUUUUUUUUUUUUUCUUUGGGACUCCAGAUGACUUCCCUUCUUUCACCACGAAGCUUUUUUGGGACAUUCAAAGCCAAAAAAUAAAAAAAAUCAGCAAGACAGCACCAGAGACACUGAAAGAAGCUGCACACACGACGGUAACAACUGCAGCUGGUUACAGAACAAAAAAAAAAGAAGACUGAAAACACAAAUUUAUUUUCCUCCUGUAGCAGAAUCACCGUUUCAUCCCAUCACGGAUCAAUACUGUACAUUCCUUGUCUUGACGGCUCUCUGCAGGGACGCUGUCCAGAGCUUAAAAAUGUAGCAGCAGCUUUUAUUUUUCCUUUUACCAUUCAUCUCCCCCCUCGAUUCAGACGGCGGCGCGGCGAGAUCAGAGGAGAUUAGCAGCGGCACACGCAGACUGUGGCGGGCUGACAUUGUUUUCUAUCCAUCUGAAACAGUCACCGACCAAACAUCCAGCAUGACUAAAUCGAACGCUUUUGAUGCCAUGAGAAGAUUAGGACAUGUUCUCUGUGAUACACAAUCAAGAUGUAAAAAUGAAAAUGAAAUAAUAAAGAAACAUCUGUUGGGGAAAAAUAGACAGAGCCAUGACAAUAUAUCACCAUGGCUCCCUGUUUGCAAGAUUUCAAGAAACUAGUAAAUAUAUUCUUAAAAUAAUUUUUUAUUUCAUUUUUAUAAUUCGUAACCUGCAGACUGCUUGGCUAGUGUUUCACUGUUUCUUAUUUGUCAGGAUUCAAGAGGUCAUCAGGCUGUUUUUCUUUGUGUGUGUUAUUUUUGCACUAUUUUUGGAGGUUUGCAACACUGGAGCGUUAUUAUGCAGAAAAAUGAUGAUGCAUAUUUUUGCUUUAUUUCAUGAACCUGACUGUAAGUCUAACGAGUCUGCAUCUGAAAAAGGCACUUACAGCUUCACCGUUUUUUCCCUGUUAAUCAAGGCCCAUCAUGUCACUGCCUUGACGUGCACUACUAUUUUCUCACAGCUUGUGUUUUUUUAUUUAAGUCGAUUAAGUCUUUGGCAUCCAACCACAGGUGAAAAAAAGAAAAAAGAGAGAGAUAUAAAAGCCAUCCUAAUUCAAACCAGUACAAACAUUUGUCUGUUUCAAAGCCAGAGGCGUCCGGGAUCACUCCGAUCGGAUCUUUCUGACGCCUCCAAUAAAGUCAAAAACGCAGGGCGACGAUUUCAGCUAAAUGCCUUAAACAUGUUCCCUCUUUACUUUCGCUCCCUCACUUUUCAGGCCAAGGUCUUUCUUUGAAUCAGCUGGCAUUAUCGUUUCCUCAUCUGUCAAGUGAAUGUAUUCGCAUUUGCCAAAGACUUAGUUCUAGUUCUUGUUAAUUUACAGGCCGUCUUUUCGCAUCAUGUGAGCAGUAUUAUUAUUAUUAUUAUUAUUAUAAUUACUAGGAAAAACCCACGUUGUUCAUGAGGAAAAGUAUAUGUAUAAAUUCUAUGCAGUGCAGAGAUGGUCAUCAUAUGCAUAUUCAGCUGUAAACCUAAAGGUAGGUGGAGUUUAUUUAAUUGUUAUGUUAUUUACAAAUUGUUCAUUUUGUAGAAGGAUUUUUUGUGUGUGAUGUGAAGACACUUCUCUGUAAAUACAGUAAGAAAAAAUGUCUUUCAUGUUCAUGGGUAUUAUCACUUUCAUUAUGCUGGUCUCACUUGUACAAUAAUAAAAGUGUCUGAAAUCUUUUACGCAAAAAGGA
Messenger RNA from Xyrichtys novacula (pearly razorfish), 35935 nucleotides. The record is from the annotation of a GenBank genome assembly. Lineage: Eukaryota; Metazoa; Chordata; Actinopteri; Labriformes; Labridae.